CAGGCGCGGAGCGGCGAGCUCGCGGGGAGGGCGGGGGGGGGAGAAGAAGGGAGAGGGGCCUGCCAGCGAGAGAAGGAGCGAGGGUGGCAGAGGCGCAGCUCGGGGGGCGAGGAGGUUCUAAAGGGCAGCUAAACCAUUGCAUAAGUUGAGCCACAUCUGGGCCAUGUCGUCUAUAUUACCGUUUACUCCACCUGUUGUGAAGAGACUGUUGGGAUGGAAGAAGUCUGCCACUGGUUCAGGAGGUGCUGGCGGGGGCGAGCAGAAUGGCCAGGAAGAAAAAUGGUGUGAGAAAGCAGUGAAAAGUUUGGUGAAGAAGCUCAAGAAGACAGGACAACUGGAUGAGCUUGAAAAAGCAAUCACCACUCAAAACUGCAACACAAAAUGUGUUACAAUACCAAGCACUUGCUCUGAAAUUUGGGGACUGAGUACACCAAACACGAUAGAUCAGUGGGAUACCACAGGCCUAUACAGCUUCUCUGAACAAACCAGGUCUCUUGAUGGCCGCCUGCAAGUAUCCCACCGUAAAGGAUUGCCCCAUGUUAUUUACUGCCGUUUGUGGCGCUGGCCUGACCUUCACAGUCACCACGAACUUAAGGCAAUUGAAAACUGUGAAUAUGCUUUUAAUCUUAAAAAGGACGAAGUGUGCGUAAACCCUUACCAUUACCAGAGAGUGGAGACUCCAGUUCUGCCUCCUGUCCUCGUACCACGACAUACAGAGAUUCUGACUGAACUUCCACAACUUGAUGACUAUACUCAUUCCAUUCCCGAAAACACUAACUUUCCUGCAGGAAUUGAACCACAGAGCAAUUACAUACCAGAAACACCACCGCCCGGCUAUAUCAGUGAAGAUGGAGAAACCAGUGACCAGCAGUUGAACCAAAGCAUGGAUACAGGAUCUCCAGCAGAGCUGUCUCCCAGUACACUCUCUCCUGUCAAUCACAGCCUGGAUCUGCAGCCAGUUACCUACUCAGAGCCUGCUUUUUGGUGUUCUAUAGCAUAUUAUGAAUUAAAUCAGAGGGUGGGAGAAACCUUCCAUGCGUCACAGCCUUCACUUACUGUAGAUGGCUUUACGGAUCCAUCAAACUCUGAAAGAUUCUGCCUAGGCUUGCUCUCCAAUGUUAAUAGAAAUGCCACUGUGGAAAUGACAAGACGGCACAUAGGAAGGGGAGUGCGCCUGUAUUACAUUGGUGGAGAGGUUUUUGCUGAGUGCCUAAGCGAUAGCGCAAUCUUUGUUCAGAGCCCCAAUUGUAAUCAGAGAUACGGCUGGCAUCCUGCAACCGUGUGCAAAAUCCCGCCAGGCUGCAACCUAAAGAUCUUUAAUAACCAGGAAUUUGCUGCUCUUUUGGCUCAGUCUGUAAAUCAGGGCUUUGAAGCAGUGUAUCAACUAACCCGAAUGUGCACCAUAAGGAUGAGUUUUGUUAAAGGAUGGGGCGCUGAAUACAGGCGGCAGACGGUAACAAGCACUCCAUGUUGGAUCGAGCUUCACCUGAACGGGCCUUUACAGUGGCUGGACAAAGUAUUGACUCAGAUGGGCUCUCCCUCAGUGCGCUGCUCCAGCAUGUCGUAAUGCUCCUUGUCUCCACUAGCGCGCUUGAAAUGCGAAGUCCAAGCAACAGACUUAAAUAUUAACAGCUCGUCUGUCGUAGUAACUCGUGUGUGGUCUCCAUGAACUGUUUCCUAUCCAAAAAGUUCAGAGAGAGAGAGAGAGAGAGAGAAAGAGAGACAGAAAAGCACUUGAGGGUCUCAUCAGUUUCUAAGCACCUUGUGGGUUUUGUUUCCUAUACUCUGAUGCUCUAGAUGAAAAGUUAGUGUAUAGAAACGCCUUCUGCCGAAGGAGGGAGGGACAUAUUAAAUACUUUAAUGGUGUUUUUUAUUGGGUAUAUAUAAAUUGAGUGUCCUAAAGGUUUACCAAUAACAUGAGUGGUUCAGUUAAUGUAUCAUGGGACCCCCCCCCACC
Messenger RNA from Lacerta agilis (Sand lizard), 1957 nucleotides. RefSeq names its product SMAD family member 2 (gene SMAD2). Gene Ontology annotation, biological process: BMP signaling pathway; transforming growth factor beta receptor signaling pathway; regulation of transcription by RNA polymerase II. The transcript is spliced from 11 exons. Bases 164 to 1567 code for a protein of 467 amino acids. Gene Ontology annotation, cellular component: heteromeric SMAD protein complex. Lineage: Eukaryota; Metazoa; Chordata; Lepidosauria; Squamata; Lacertidae. The record is from RefSeq and is a predicted model, not a curated record. Gene Ontology annotation, molecular function: RNA polymerase II cis-regulatory region sequence-specific DNA binding; I-SMAD binding; DNA-binding transcription factor activity, RNA polymerase II-specific.